AGAGCCUUUAACGUAUCAAUUUUUUAAUCAGUGCAUUGAUCUGCGGAGGGAGGAUGAUAAAUUCUUCAUGAUUGAUCUUUCCGAUGCCGAUAAUAUUGUUAAACGAUUGGUCUUUAAUAUUAUUGACAAUAAUGUGGAGACUGGAUAUUCGGUUGAACAUUUGGUGUGGGAUUGGGAGAGUGAUUUGAUGAAUCAAUUGUUGGAUGGAACGAAGAGACCUAUCAGAGCUUCUGCUAGGUAUAUAACCAUGAAGAAUAGAUGUUGUUCUGGAGAGUAUUGUCAUUUCAUGUGGAAUGGUGUCGAAACAUUUGAUGAAAUGUUACUUUCUCCAGUGCCAAAAGCUAAUGAGAAGGGAUCUGCAUUUGUUGGUGAUGGUGAAUUAUUGAUGAUUUCCACAAGUGAAGUUCCAUUUAUUGAGAGAGGAAAGAGCAAAAUUUUCACAAUGGAGAAAUGUACUGAGGUGCCAAGUGUCACAUAUAACACGACUGAUUUUUGCACUGUUAUUACCAUUCCAUGCAGUAAUGUUUUGGAACGAGAUUAUUCAUUGACUGCCUUUUAUGCAAGUUCAAAUGUUUUUUUAUUUGAUUUGAAGAGUGACAAGUUUUCAACUACACCAAUUCAAUUCAUUCAUCCAGACAAUUUAUUUUACUUUAAAGAGGCAUUUAUUGAAUCAUGCAUUGUUCCAUACUUGGAGGGGAGUAGAAUGAGAGUUUUUGUUUGCCAAAAAGAAAGAUUAUUUGAAUUAGUUUGGUCUGGAGAGGAAUUUAAAAGUCCACUACAAAUGAUUAGACAUUUAGAAUUUGUCCAAUCAGUGUUUUCUAUUACAAGGAUGGACAAUAUUGGUCUUUUAGUUAGAUCUAAAGAUAUUAAUCAGAAAAUUCAAUAUCAUAUCUAUGAACCAGAACUAUACAACUCCAAUCAAUCUCAGAAGGAAGGUAUUUGGAGAUUUAUCACAAAUGUUGAUGGAAAUCUCUCCUCAUAUCUGUAUGCUCCAAAAUCAAAAUCACUUGUCUAUAGGAAGGGCAUUGAGUAUACCAAAUAUUUAUCGUUUGAGGAAAUUAUGAAAAUGCCUUCUAAUAGAAUUAGAGAAGUUUUUGAUGAAGAGAAUUUUGAAAAAUUCAAAGAAUACGAUGCCUCAUUUAAUGUUUACACACCACGUUGUAAAAGUAAAGCCAUUGAAAAGGUUACCUUUGUUAAACCAAACCAGAGAAUCAAUGAGGCCUAUCAAAUCAAAUUAGAACAUAUAGACCAUAUUGAAAUAGUUGCAGGAAUUAAUUGUAAGGAGUUUGCGGAGAAACUUGGACAAUUUAUUUCAAAGGACUAUGUGGAAUUGACUCCAACAGACUUGGCUGAUUAUCUUGGAGCUCCAUUAGUCUACCUCCAUAAAUGGGGAGGAAAUAAUUUAAGUCAUGAAUACUUUAUUAGAGACAUGCAAUAUCACAAAAGAACUAGCUCAGUUAUUGAGCUAGGUAAAUGUUUAAAUGGGGGACUAGGAGGAAGUACAACAGACAUUUCAAAUCUCACAUUCCUUGGAAUCGUACAAGGUAAGCCAUUUGAUAGUUCUGAGGAGGAUAAUGCAGUUGAAGAAGAAGAAGAAGCUGAAUAUCAACAAUUGUUUAAAAAUACGCAAUUUCGAAUGGAGUCCAAUACAAUGCUCGCUACUGAUCCCUUCCUUUCGGAUGGUGGCGUUUAUUUUGAAAAUGUAAGGGAAGGUCUGUGGCAAUGGAAUACCACAAACAAGCAACAGGGUUAUUGUGAUGGCGGAUAUUUCGACCCUAAUGUUACUGCUCAAUUUGUUGCUGUACACACUGAUUAUUUGCAUCUACUCAAUACAUCAAAUAUUUGGCUAAUACCCAAAGAUAGAACUGAAGAGUAUGGUGGUGAGUAUAACAGAAAUGAAUACCUUAAUUAUGAGAUGGAGGGAGGAUGGUUCCAAAUGAGGUUGGGUGUUUCCUCAGAUUGUGCAGUUGUUGGUCUAUUUGACCAAAAGUAUUUUAAUGAUGAGAAUGUUUUACCUGCCAGUAAGGUUAGACAAAAAAGUCUUCUCGAAGCUAAUUUCAAGUUAUGCUAUGAACCUCCAUACCAAGAAUAUCUCACAAAGAAAAUGGAGGAAGAAGGAUUUCCUGAUAAAAUGGAAAUGCCUUAUGGUAUCAUUACAUCAUCAGGUUAUGGAGAUGGCUAUUAUCCAACAUUGUUCAAAAAAUCAGAGAAGGGAGAUGUGAUUGCUGUCAAGAUAUUCUUUGCUUAAUUUCAAAUUUCACAAACCAUAUGAUUUAACCAUUUGAUGAAAUGGAUAUGAACUAACCUCUCUUUUGUUGUGGUCAUUUCACCGAUUCACUGAUUCACACCCUCAUGGCUGCAAAACAAAUGGUCGCUCCACAUCUUUAAAACCAAGCAUGAUCUAACCAUCAUUAAAUUCCAUAACAAAAAAA
Messenger RNA from Naegleria gruberi, 2432 nucleotides. RefSeq lists its product as uncharacterized. NCBI's taxonomy places the organism in Eukaryota, Heterolobosea, Eutetramitea, Acrasida, Naegleriidae. The record is from RefSeq and is a predicted model, not a curated record. The coding region runs from base 68 to 2248 and encodes 726 amino acids. The transcript has a single exon.